CAUCUGGAAGUAUGGACAGUGCUGUGACCCAUACUUUAUAGCAAAAUUCAUAUUUUUUAAAAUGCGUGUGGUAAGUGACUCAUGAUUGCUUCCCAAACACUUAUUAAUUGCCUACUCUCUUUUGAAAUGCAGGGAGCUGGGAUCUCUCACUAGCCCUCAAACUACUGAUUCGCUGGCACGCCUAGUCUCUUCCACUCUUUCUGUUACAUGUAGUGCCUCUGCCAAUGAUGUUCGAGGAGUUGUCCGGAGGGAGCUGCAAAACAAUUUAGAUAAGGAAAACCCCUCAUCAUCAUGUUUCGAGCAUGGGUACACUACUGAAGGAAUUGAGCACCAUGAAGAGACCUAUUGUGAUAGACAAAUGGUGGCUGGUGUGCAGUUUGAAGAACCAAAAAGCAAUGAUGAUCUAUUGUGCAAGGAAGGUAUGGAUGAAUUAUUGAAAGAGUGCUUCUUUAGGGCUUUGAACUUAGUUUCAGAAACAGCAAAGCUUCCUCUUUUGACGAGUACUUUCUAUAGUGCUUUCAUGCUUCCUCAGUGUCCAACAGGAAUGAGACUGGAUGUCAAAAAGUCAUCCUAUAAAAAGCUCUCACAGUUUUUGCGUAUGAUGCAUGAGUUGGGGGUGAUAAGAGUUCAAGAAACAAUGAAAGGUGUUGAAAGUAUAACUAACAUUGAUUUUGACCAUCCGUCAAUAAACAACAUAUCAAGUCCUGCAUCUUCUUCGGCCUCAGCAGUUGGAACAACUAAACUAGUUCGGGACAUAUAUGUAUCAGAAUUCUACUCACCUUCUCAUAAACUACUGCCACUUUUUCAUUGCUCUGGCUAUGACAAAUCAUCAUUGUUGUCAGCAACACAAGUGAGGGAAUCUAUAAAGUUAUAUGUUGAACAGAAUCAGCUUCAGUCUGCAACAAACAAAAGUAUAGAUUCUGCAACAAGAGGCACCUCAGAGUCUAACUUUAGGUGUUGUUGUAUUGGAUCCAAUACUAUGUGAAGCACUACAUCAUAAAACCAGCUUUGUAUGUGAGGAGCUUACUUGGGCUGAACUUCUAGAAAGGUCAGUUAUGCUGUACAGUUGUUCUGUAGUUUAACAGACUAAGAUAGUAUAUAACUUUUUUGCAUAUCUAUAUACAAAAAGGUGUUUUCCGAAAACUGAACACUUCCUUGGAGUGAGAAAGUAUCUGUUUCGAUUGGGUCGGAUUGAAUGUACACCUCUAUAAAAGUGUAUUUUAUUUGCUGUGUACGUUAUUAGUCGAAACUAUAGUGGACAUAGGA
Messenger RNA from Geodia barretti, 1266 nucleotides. Lineage: Eukaryota; Metazoa; Porifera; Demospongiae; Tetractinellida; Geodiidae. The record is from the annotation of a GenBank genome assembly.